AAUGCUUAAUAUUAGCAUUUCUUUGUCAGGUUACCAAUAAGGACAAAAGAAAUAAUUAUGACGAUCGACAGAGCGGGUCGCCCGCCUGCGCCGCGGCGGACAUCAACAUACAGAAGCUAUGAUGAACUCGGUAUUAUAGACAGAGGAAGACCUCUGAGAUACAGACAUGGUGGUGUUGAAGAUUUAUCAGGAAUAGAACACCAGCGAACUCCUCGGUCCUAUAACCCACACGACUUUGACGAUAUUACAGUCAUUAGUUCAGAGGAAAUACCUAAGCCGAAAAGAAAAACCAUUGAAGGCUUAGCAAGUGGAUUCAGACGAACAUUCUCAGUGAGAAGUAGAAGGGAGCCUGAAGGAAUUCCAUUGGAUACGUUUGGUGUAACUGGCGAGGAGACUUUCGCAACUGUAAGAGGUGCUCCAUUUGGCCGACGCAGAUCCUUGUCAAGGGAUAGAGGAUCGUCGUUACUGGGUAGAAGUUCAUCAGAAGGAGACGUAAGGAUACCACUUCCUCGAGCACCGCCUGUCAACCCUACGCCUAGACUGCACCGCUGUCUUCGCGCUCUCGGAGGGAGCUGGAAAAAUCUUCUAUUAUGUGAGUCUUCGAGAAAUAUAGCUUCAGCUUUUCUCAUUAACUAA
This is a messenger RNA of Melitaea cinxia (Glanville fritillary), 636 nucleotides long. RefSeq lists its product as uncharacterized. Lineage: Eukaryota; Metazoa; Arthropoda; Insecta; Lepidoptera; Nymphalidae. The record is from RefSeq and is a predicted model, not a curated record. The transcript has a single exon. Bases 58 to 636 code for a protein of 192 amino acids.